Molecule: messenger RNA, 864 nt
Organism: Prunus armeniaca (apricot)
Lineage: Eukaryota; Viridiplantae; Streptophyta; Magnoliopsida; Rosales; Rosaceae
Source: the annotation of a GenBank genome assembly
AUGGACGACCAACCAUCCCUCUUCCAACCCCUCAUCCAUGGAAAACCAACAAUCCCUCCUUCAACAAACAACCAUUGUGUUCAUCGUGCAUCACACAACUCUGUUACUAUCGACAUCCUCGUUCGUUUCCUCUCAGUCUUCUUCAUUGGACUUCUCGCAUUAUAUGCCGACCGUGAAGCAUCCAAGGGCUUCGACAUAACCAUCAUAAACGACAUCAAAGACUCUUUUGCUGGCCGGCGCUUCCACCUCUUCUACGUCUCCAACGACAAAGCCACCCGCAUUAUCCUCGACACCAGCAAUUUCGUCGAACACCUUCUUUACCCUGAAGCACAUGCACAACCCAAGAAGCACAUAAACCAUGUCGUUUUGAGGCUCUCCAGCCUGAACUUGACUUCCCACAACACAGGGGUCGUCGUUCACCACUCACCCAACAAAGAAAAUGGCCAUUUUGCCCUUGACAUAAGCCCUUCAAUCAUGGACGACCAGCCCAAUGGCAAUGCCCACCGCGCAUUGGUCACUGCCAUCCUACGCGGCAUGGCACAUGUAUGGAUCUGGGACGGUGCGGCCCAUGCCCCACCGGAGCUUAUAGAUGGCAUGGUGGAGUACACAAGGAUGGUGGCUGAGCAAGGCUUAUUUGAUGAGACGAAAAGCUAUGGCAUGAGCACCAAAUUGCCGGGGUGUGACAAAUUUUGGUGGAAGGAUAAGGACCCUCGAGUGGUGGCACAAAUGUUGAACUAUCAUGAGGGGCAUAGCAAGGGGUUCAUCCAACGGCUGAAUGGAGCCAUGAGAGAGAAGUGGCAUGAUAGGAUGGUGGAUGAUGCAUUAAUUAGGCAUGCCAUUGCAAAAUUGGUGUGGAACCUAUAA